GUGCCUCAAGAGGAAAAAAAAAAAAAGCCACCACAUACAACUUCCUGCUUCCGGUUGAAACGUGCCCUUUGGUCCCUUACAAUUGUCUCCAGUGUUCCAGGGAAACUUUGGAAAGUAGCAUGUACUUCAGAAUACGGGAAUGGUGUCUGGUCCUGGAACUGUUCCUGCUGCCUCUGGUGACAGGAUCUCAAGAUCAUUCAGUACCAACCAUAAAUGUCGAAGCCGGCGGGAACAUAACCCUGAAUAUUCUCAAGAAACAGCAUGAACCCUACACACGUGUCACCUGGCUUUAUACCAGCAAACAGAAGAUUUUAGAAUAUUACAGUAGUGGUCAAAAUACUAUCUACAAUUCUUCACUUAAGGGCAGGAUUGCUCUUCAACAUACAAAUGGUGCGCUCCAUAUCCAUAAGGUCCGGAAACAGGACGAAGGUACCUACUACAUGAGAGUAUUGUAUGGUGAUGAACGAGAGAUGGCAAUAAGCCUGAAAGUAUUUGAUCUUGUGUCCAAGCCUUCCAUAGCAAUCAUUAAGACUCAAGAUUUGACAGACUCCUGUUAUCUGAGGCUGUCAUGUGAAGUAGAAGACCGGUCUGAGUCUGUUAACUACACUUGGUAUGGAGACACAAGUCCUUUCCCCCAGAAGAAUCCAGGAGAUGUGCUUGAAAUCACCACCACUUCACAGAACCAGUCUUCCUCUUACACCUGCCAAGUCAGCAAUCCUGUCAGCAGCAAGAAUGACACGGUGUACUUCCAUUCACCUUGCUCUCUGGGCAGAUCCUCUGGAGCACAUUGGAUUGCAACUUGGCUAGUGGUCAUGGCACCCAUCAUCCAUGUCAUCCUGCUAACCUGAGAAGAGCUCUUCUCACUCAAGAAUGAAACUUGGAAGCCACAGCAUCUUCAUCAUCAUCAGUGCUCCUCACCUGGAAAGUGGCUCUGGCUUUAUGGGACAAAGAAAAGUGCUGCUGAACAUCUGUGAGGGUUUGAAUGUAUCCUCUACAGAACAAGCCCAGGACUUUUUGCAUGCUCUGAAAGUGUUCCACCACUGACCUGUGUGCCCAGCCCUUUUCAACAGUUUUUAAUUAACCCUUUAAAAAAACUGUGGUUAAUAUUUAAUUUACAUACUCUAGUUGUUUUCCAACAUACAUUAAAGAUAAAUG
Acomys russatus (golden spiny mouse) is the source of this 1155-nucleotide messenger RNA. RefSeq names its product CD48 molecule (gene Cd48). NCBI's taxonomy places the organism in Eukaryota, Metazoa, Chordata, Mammalia, Rodentia, Muridae. The record is from RefSeq and is a predicted model, not a curated record. The transcript has 4 exons. The coding region runs from base 120 to 848 and encodes 242 amino acids.